Myodes glareolus (Bank vole) is the source of this 1237-nucleotide messenger RNA. The record is from RefSeq and is a predicted model, not a curated record. Lineage: Eukaryota; Metazoa; Chordata; Mammalia; Rodentia; Cricetidae.
UCCUCCGCCAUCGUGCGCUGUCUGCCCCCCUCGCCUUCUCGCCAUGUCUUCGCACAAGACUUUCAGAAUCAAGCGAUUCUUGGCCAAGAAACAAAAGCAAAAUCGUCCUAUUCCUCAGUGGAUUCGGAUGAAAACUGGCAACAAAAUCAGGUACAACUCCAAGAGAAGACACUGGAGGAGAACGAAGUUGGGUCUGUAAGGAAUCAACAAUGGCAAGACAGUUUACGCUGAAUCGUGGUCCUGGAUGAGUGUUAUCAGAUGGAGUUCAACAUUUUCAACCCUGAUUAUGUUUAAGUUGGGAGUGGGUUCUCCAGUAAUAAAUUGUAGAGCCUUUCAAACUGCAAAAAAAAAAAAGUCACUCACCUGAAAAUAAUAUUCCUUAACAACUUAUUUUUGUUAUUUAGAUUUAUUUACUUUAGUAUUUUUAUGUGUGUGUAUGAUUGUUUUUCCUAUGUGUAUAUAUGUUCACAACAUGUGUGUUUCCUGCCUGCAGAGGUAAAUAAGAAGAGGUAUUAGAUCUUUGGAACUGGGGUCACAGAUGGGUGUGAACUGCCAUGUCUGUCCUCGGAAUUGAACCUGAAUCUUCUGCAAAAUCAACAAACACUGAGCCGUCUCUUCAGUUCCUAUAUCUUUAUUUUGAGGCAGGCCUGGAACUCCCUAUGUGAACUCCUUCAGCUCACAGAGAUCCGCCAACUUUUGAGUGCUGGUAUUAAAGGUGUUUGCCUUCAUGCAAAAAGUUGAGAUCUUUAAAUAUUGAUCAUGUAGUAUUUAUAUUACUUGAUUUAAUUUGUGAUCCAGGGGAAAUUGGGAUCCCUUUGGGGGUUCUUUGUCUCAUUCAUAAAAGAAUUUCAGAAUGCACUCAUGGAAGCACAAGGCCAAUUUUAUCAGGGCUUAAAGGAGUAACUACAGGGCAGGUGAGCUGCCUGGAGGUGAAGGGAGGAAGCCAUGGAGGCGUGGAGGGAGAUGCAUAGCCAACAAGCAGUAUGGUGGGGGGAGGAGCUUUAGAGAAGGAGUUAAGGAAACACAAAAUAUUGGGGUGGAGGACAAAGAGUUAAAGAGAGUGUGCUUAGAAAAGAGAUAGAGCCAGGCUGUGGUGGUCACACCUUUAAUCCCAGCACCUGGGAGGCAGAGGCAGAGGCAGGUGGAUCUCUUGUGAGUUUGAUGCUAGCCUGGUCUACAAAAUGAGUUCCAGUGUAGCCAAGACCGUUAAACAGAAAAGGGCUAUUACACAGAGAAA